Molecule: messenger RNA, 3771 nt
Organism: Chara braunii
Lineage: Eukaryota; Viridiplantae; Streptophyta; Charophyceae; Charales; Characeae
Source: the annotation of a GenBank genome assembly
UUGAGUUCUGUCCCUCUGCACACCCAACCCUGUCCCGAAUCGUUUCUGACCCGUUUUGCCCCCAACCGGGUUGCCCGAGUUUGUGAAAUUCCAAUACCCAUUCAUCUGCCAUUCUGGUUGAAUGGGACGCCUGAAUUCAAAAUUUCGUGCGUUGUUGCAAAUCAUGCCUCACAGUCCCACAGUCGUUUCCCGCAUCAGAAAGGGGAUCUCCCCAUUGCCGACGCGUCUUCUCCGCACGAAGGAAGUGGGAGCAGAACAUCAACAACAUCAACAUCAACAUCAACAUCAACAACAUCGAUAUCAACAUCAACAUCAAUAGCAGCAACAGCAGCAACAACAGCAAGAGCAGGAUUACCCAGAUUAUAACAGUGGGUGUUAUCCAGAUUGCCAUGGGAGUUACCAGAGUGCAGAAGUUAUGCAGAUUGGGGUCCAUUGGGUUCGUACCACAGGUGGGGUUUAUCCAGAUUGCAGUCCAGAGUUGAUAACCGUCGGAGUUAUCUAGAUUGGAAGAUAACAAUUGGAAGAUAACAGUGGGAGUUGUCGAGUGGGAGGUAUCACAUUCACAUUGGGUUCGUACCACAGGUGGAGUUUAUCCAGAUUGCAGUCCAGAGUCGAUAAAACAGUGGGGGAGUUAUGUAGAUGGGAAGAUAACAGUGGGAGGUAUCGAGUGGGAGGUAUCACAUUCACAUUGGGUUCGAACCGCACGUGGAGUUUAUCAAGAUUGCGGUGGGACUUCUAUCCAGAUUUGGUAGAGACGGUUGUCCGACUUACACACCUGAGAACGUAUCCAGAGUUGAUAAUAGUGGGGUGGGGGGGGGGUAUCUGGAUUGGAAGAUAACAGUUGUGAGGAGGGGAGGGAGGGGGUGGGGGGUUGUAGAGUGGGAGGUGUAUCACAUUCAUUCACAUUGGGUUCGUACCACAGGUGAAGUUGGUCCAGAUCAGAUUGUAGAAAUUGUUAACCAGAGCUGAUAUGAUGGGUUUCUCUGCAAGAUCGGGCGAUGUUUGUCCUCUCGACAUCAACCCGAUCUUUCAGAGGAUUACAUUUGAUAUUGAAGAUUGGCAGAGACGAUACCAUCGUGGUCGAAUCGACGCCAUCGGAUGGAAUCUAAUCGCCUUUGAUGGCCAUUGUAGGCUCUUUGCCUGGGACAAUACACAAAGGAUGCUUCAUUUUGUUGAGGUGCAUCGCUCCGACGAGCCGGGCAACGGUGAAUCAGAUGACGGCAGAGGACCGAGCUCGGCAGGAGGAAUUUUAGGCAAAGUCCAGCUGCUCACCCCUGCAGGUGAUGAAGAUCCCUUCCAGACCGUUGAUUUGCCUAUUGCAGUUGAUUUCACAGUUCGACAGAUGGCCAUAAACAGGAGUGGGAAGGCAUUGGCUCUGGUUGGCGACAAGAUGAUUGCGGUUUUAGAGCUACAGCAUCGUCACUCUGGUCGAGCUAGUGGGCAAAGUGCUCCCAUUAAGUGCAGCAAAGGAAUGAUUGUCGGGACCCGACUUUUCCCAGGAGGAAAGGAUCACGCUCUUCGAAUACUUCAAUUGGCCUGGCAUCCUUGCAGCGAUACACAUAUCGGAGUGCUUUCCUCGGAUGGAGUUUUCCGGUUGUUUGAUCUCUCAUGUGAUUGUGAGCAGCCAGAGCAGGAGUAUUACCUGCGGCCUGGUCAGCGGAAGGGAGGGUCAAUUGUAGGGGUCAAAGGGUUGAUCAACCCUGUUGCAUUUACAUUUGGAGGCGAUCAUCUCUGGGACCGGUUCAUGGUUCUCUUUUUGUUUGGAAAUGGUUCGAUGUACCUGCUAUGCCCAGUGGUGCCACUUGGAAGUCGAAUUCGGUACAGUGCAAUUGAGGAGCUUGUGAAUGAUACGCGUGCGAUGAGCGGCGUAGCAGCAGAGGCCGCUAGUUCAUGGUUAAGGGAAGUGUUUCCAGGGUUCGAGUCUGCGACUCAUGAGAGUCCUGCACGAACUACCCGGAUAGGAGCGGUUGUGGCACCGACUUUGCUGAAAGCGCAUCCGUAUGUUUCGCUUGACGCUUCUCUGAGAUUACAGGGUCCUUUGGUUACCCUUCCUGAGGACGAUUCGCAUGAGUUCACGGCUUCCAGCCUCGUGUACACGGUGGUAGGGAUCGACAGCGUCAUCACAGUCGCGGGAAAGGACGGCAAGAUCAGGGUGUAUGGGAUGGCGAAUGAAGUGCAACCUGCAUGGGAUCAAGGCAGGAGUCCGCAUGUGGCCAUGGACGAGAGCCGCGGCAUCACAUCCAUCGCAAUGAUUGUGGAAGCGUCGGGUGGCGAAGUCGGUCCCGAUCCCGGAAAACAUAACGAAGGGCCGAGCGGGGCUGUCAAGCGGCGAGGAGGUGGUGGUGGUUUCAGGAGUUCUGCAGAGACCGAUAGAAGUGACGUUGUUGAUAAUUUAGAGGUCAGCGUUGAAGUUAAUGUCCUUCGCUCGACGACUAAUGCUGGGCUAGUUCGGUUUGCGAUGCUAGACCUGGCCCUUGCGCCAAACUUACUCUCUGUCACACCGAUUGCUCUCGUACCGGACCCAAUGAUCAGCCAGCAAAUUGGCCGUGGAAGUUUCGAGUUGCCGUCUCCAAGAUUAGAACCUCUUCUUGAUACAUGUGGAACAUCUCCAGAGGAUGAAGUUCCCCUUCCACUUCUGGGAGUCGUUUCACUGGCAGAUGCACUCGGUGAGUCGUGGUUGGUAGCAGUGACGGCAGCAGGAGAGGCGGCGGUGAUGCGAAUGAAGCCUCAUGGGCUUGCUAUGUCCACAGGGGGGCCGCCAACAGCACUGCACUUUGCUGGCGAGACAAGUAGCCGAGCGUCAUCCCCUCCUUCCUCGGAUGCUGGCUUGAUUCAGACCACCAGUCGAGAUAUCAUUCUUGGACCCAAGAAUAUCCCAAUACCAAAGUGUGACCGAGUACAAGAGGAGGAGGAUGAAGAGGAGGAGGAGGAGGAGGAGGAGGAGGAGGAGGAGGAGAAGGAGGAGGAGGAGGACACGAAUUGGCAGAAAAAACAGAGGGGAGGAGGACAGGAGUAUCUAUCUGUUCACUUUGAACUCUGCGCACAUGCGGCAAGGCUGGCCAGAACUGUAGAAGAUCAACUGGCAACUGCAAAGAAUAUCAAGGAAAAACUGGAGGCGUUGCAAGACAUGGCCGCUGUCCACAAGGAACGACUUGAAUCCGCAAUGCAGUACAAUGAGCAGCUUGAAGAUCACAUCGAGCUGUUUAGCGGGGAGCAGCAGAAUAUGAAGAAGCCACUUUCCACAGCAGAAAAGGAGUACAUGAGCCAAUUACAUGAGCUGCAAUGGCAGGAGUUGGAGCUUCUGAAGGGUUCGGCAGAGGAGCUGCAUGCCAGAUCACAGCAAUUGUUGAAGCAGGCGAAUGCCUCCCAAGAAUCCCAAAGAGGCACCGGCAACAGUCCCAACGCGAGAUACGGUCCUAGUCUCUCUCCGGUUCCAUCGUCCCAGAUGAGACGGACAAAGAUCGCCCUUGAGAACCUCCUUGGAGUCAUUGCAGAUAUGAAUAAACAGGUUCAGCAGAUUGAAGCCUGUGUGGCGCAAAAGGAGCGGCUGCAGGACUGAGUGUCGAGCCCUUGUAAUUUCAAUUUUGUCGUGUGACUCUUGUCUUGUUUUGUUUUCUUUUCUUUUCUUUUUGGAAAACACUUCUGUCAGUCAGAAAUCGAGAUCACUUUUGCCGACUACAAAAUUGAUUGCAGAGAGUCGUACUUUUUUGUUUUCGUGACGACGGAUCCGUUUUGACGAGUACAAAAUUACAAAUAGCGCAAAUUGAAAUU